Messenger RNA from Arabis nemorensis, 570 nucleotides. NCBI's taxonomy places the organism in Eukaryota, Viridiplantae, Streptophyta, Magnoliopsida, Brassicales, Brassicaceae. The record is from the annotation of a GenBank genome assembly.
AUGCAAAGAAAAAGAAUACAGAGAGAUUCACCGUUUCCACCACACCUCUCACAUGGAACUGGAUCUCCCUGCAAGGAUCAAUACAACAUUAAAGAUCAAACCCACAAAGAAAAUGAAAAUGGGUUUGUUGGGAUUUCCCACCUUGAAGCCGAGGAAGAGAGAGAGGGCAAUGGCAACGACGAGACUAAUGGUGACAAUGAAAGUCUGUGUAUCGACGAAUCCGCCUCCAUCGAAACCGUUAAGAAAGAGAAGGGAAGGGUGGAUGGUGAGCUUAGGCGAGCACUUAACACUUGCCCGAGACCACUUUCUAUGGUGGCUACUAAGUUGGGGUCUCGUUGGGGAAAGGAAGAGAAAUUGUGGGGUUGGGUCAGGGCGUUUUCUCUGCGAUCAAUCGACGAGAUGGGACACGACAAUGUGUGGAACUCUCAUCCCAAGAAGUACGGUCCUGGAUCUCGCACCUGCCGUGUGUGCGGGAAUUCCCAUGGGCUGAUCAGGAAGUAUGGUCUCAACUGCUGCAGACAGUGCUUCCGCAGCAACGCCAAGGAGAUUGGAUUCAUCAAGUACCGUUGA